AUGAUGUCUCUACGCACCUCGUUGAUGCGAACAAGCCGUAUCGCCUCAACCUCCACCCGCACUCUGAGCACCACCUCUCGCCUCGCAAAGGACAAGCCCCCGCCGCCAAACAUCCCUCCCGGCGCACAGCAGAAGGGUCGCACCUCGUCUCCCGCCCACGAUGACAAGUCAUCUGCCUCCACUCAGGGCUCUGCUCCAAACAAGUCUGGCGAUGACCACCCAGCGAAGCAGCCCGAUCCCCAGCAGCCCAGCGACAGAAGCACCGGUUUCCAAGAAGUCAAGGAAGUCAAGGGUGGAAAGGAGGGCCUAGGAGCCAGGACCGACAAGCAGUAG
Messenger RNA from Aureobasidium musti, 333 nucleotides. NCBI's taxonomy places the organism in Eukaryota, Fungi, Ascomycota, Dothideomycetes, Dothideales, Saccotheciaceae. The record is from the annotation of a GenBank genome assembly.